Mucor velutinosus is the source of this 531-nucleotide messenger RNA. RefSeq lists its product as uncharacterized. NCBI's taxonomy places the organism in Eukaryota, Fungi, Mucoromycota, Mucoromycetes, Mucorales, Mucoraceae. The transcript has a single exon. The record is from RefSeq and is a predicted model, not a curated record. The coding region runs from base 1 to 531 and encodes 176 amino acids.
AUGAGUAUACAUCAAGAUCAGGUCAACCAACAAGCCAAAUCUCGUCUUUCAGAAUGGCAAAUUGAUGGUAUAGUAAACUGUCACAGAGCAGGUAUCAAAGAAAAUGUGAUCUGCAAGACCAUGAACCUGUCCCCGUCUACGGUAAGCACCGUGAUCAAGAGGGCAGGCUCUAAAGGCACCGGAUUGCUUCGAAAACGUUCUGGAGCACCAUUGAAGAUGGAUAAUAGAGAUCAGAGACGACUCGCACGUCAGCUUCGCUCUGCACCGUUGUUACCAAUGAAGAACCAUUUGAAGUUAUGGUGUGACGCCGACCCAUCAAUUUCAAUGGAUACGUUCAGGAAGUAUAUGAAGCUAAUUGGAUCUCAAUCAUAUAAGACUGUACACAAGCCAGCAUUGACACCUGAGCACAAGCUGAAAAGACUCUCCUGGUGCUUGGACAAAGUCGGAUGGGGCCAGAACAGUGGAGAAAGAUUGUUUGGUCCGAUGAGUCCAAAUUCAUGGUUCUCGGUAAUGAUGGUGGCUCUAGGGUGA